Trachymyrmex cornetzi is the source of this 822-nucleotide messenger RNA. RefSeq lists its product as uncharacterized. The record is from RefSeq and is a predicted model, not a curated record. The coding region runs from base 1 to 822 and encodes 273 amino acids. Lineage: Eukaryota; Metazoa; Arthropoda; Insecta; Hymenoptera; Formicidae. Gene Ontology annotation, molecular function: nucleic acid binding. The transcript has a single exon. Gene Ontology annotation, biological process: DNA integration.
AUGGGAGGGCUUCCCGCUUCUCGGGUUAACCCGUCGCUGCCGUUCGACCACACCGUUGUGGACUACGGCGGUCCCUUUAAUGUUCUUCCGUUGAUCGGGCGCGGACAAAAACCAAGAAAGAACUACGUCGCUUUAUUCAUUUGCCUCGCCACGAGGGCCGUGCACCUCGAGCUGGUCGAAGACUGUUCCGCGGACGGUUUUCUGGCCGCGUUCUGUCGGUUCUCGUGUCGCCGCGGGUUGCCGCGUCGGAUGUACAGUGAUAACGGUACCAAUUUCCACGGUGCCGACCGCGAACUGCUACGGCAAUUUCACGCGUUGAAGGAUCACCCCGCAAUGCGAGAUGUUCUCGCCGCCGACGGCGUGGAAUGGGAGUUCGUCCCGUCGGCCGCUCCGCAUUUUGGCGGUCUGUGGGAAGCCGGAGUGAAGAGCUUCAAAGCUCACUUAAAGCGAGUCGUCGGGGCUGGCACUAUUUCUCGGGCGGAAUUCGCGACGCUUCUGUGUCAAAUAGAAGCCUGCUUGAACUCGCGUCCGAUUGCUGCUCUCAGCGACGACCCCAGCGACAUGUCCGCGCUCACGCUCGGACACUUUUUGAUAGGGCGUCCGAUAAUCGCGGUUCCGGAGGAGUCCGUGCUCGAGAUCAAUCCGGACCGCCUUUCCUGCUGGCAGCUAGUGAGCUCCAUGCGGGAGCAAUUCUGGCGUGCCUGGUCGCAUGAUUAUUUGUUGUCGCUUCAGACGAGAACCAAGUGGCGAGACGCCGCGCCAAAUUUAGAAGUCGGUGAUCUCGUCAUUGUAAAGAACCCUUUGCUCCCUCUGAGCAAAUAG